Peromyscus californicus insignis is the source of this 3448-nucleotide messenger RNA. RefSeq names its product zinc finger protein 829-like. The record is from RefSeq and is a predicted model, not a curated record. The coding region runs from base 119 to 1900 and encodes 593 amino acids. Gene Ontology annotation, biological process: regulation of transcription by RNA polymerase II. Gene Ontology annotation, molecular function: DNA-binding transcription factor activity, RNA polymerase II-specific; RNA polymerase II cis-regulatory region sequence-specific DNA binding. NCBI's taxonomy places the organism in Eukaryota, Metazoa, Chordata, Mammalia, Rodentia, Cricetidae. The transcript is spliced from 3 exons.
CCUAUACCCUUUGUGUUUGAAAAUGUCUUAGGGAGGGUCGCAGCUUUGGAGCCCCGGGUGUCCCUGACGAAAUCGCCGUUGCUCAGGGAGCUGCGGGUGCUGGAAAUGCACGAGGACCAUGGAGCCGGACCAGUUGACAUUCAGCGAUGUGGCCAUUGAUUUCUCUCCAGAUGAGUGGGAAUGCCUGGACCCUCCUCAGCAGAAUCUGUAUAGGGAUGUGAUGUUAGAGAACUACAGAAACCUGGUCUCUGUGGCUCUUUCUCAUCAUUGUACCCAGAACUUUUCACCAGAACAGAUCCUAAAAUAUUCCUUCAAAAAAGUGACUCAUGGAAGACCUGGAAGUUAUGGCCUUAAGAGUUUAAGAAAUUGGGCAAAUGUAGGUGAGAAUAAAGGUCAAGCAGCCUGCUGUGGUAGACGUAACCAGUGUGCGAUCACUAGCAAUAGCAAAGAUGUCAUUGACAACAGAGAUCAAGAGCAGAAAACAGCUGUGAAAAAAACCCAUGCUGGGACAAGUGCUUUUGAUGAGCCAUGUAUCUAUAAACAAAAAUAUCCACAGGACAUUGUUCAACAUAACUUUACUUUGAAAAGAAGUUUGGAAGAUCUGAAAGGGGGAUUAGUCUUUCACUCAAACAUUUCCAUAGACAAAGAAUUGAGAAACAGAGAACUGAUCUCUAAAAUUGAUCAAAUAGAGACUUCCUAUCCUGAAAGAUCCUUACUCUUCAGUCAGCAAGUAGAUCUUUCCUAUAGCCAAAUGCACAAUUGUGGACUGCUUACUACGGAUCCAUUAUUGCAUAGCCAAAAUCCAGAUACAGAUAUUUGGAAAACCACAUAUAUGUGUAAAGAAACUAGCAAAGCUUUCAAUAAUGGCUCUACACUAAAUAAUUGCAAGGAUAUGGUUAUUGUAGAGAAAUCUGGUCAGUGUAGCAAAGUGCAUAAUAACUUUGACCAUGACUCAAGUUCCAACAAACAUGAGUGUACUCUGUUUCCAAAGAACCUUUUCAAUUGUGAAAAUUUAUUUACUCAGUGCUCAGAGUUUACCAUCCAUCAAUGUAACUAUAUUCAAGAUAAUCAUUACAAGCGUAUUGAUUGUGACACAACAGUUAACCAAACCGCAAACCUUACUACACAUAAAAUUCAGAAGGCCCAGAAAUCCUACAGAUGUAAUGAAUGUGGCAAAGCCUUUAAGUAUUGCUCAAGUUACAAUAAACACAGCAUAAUUCACACGGGAGAAAAACCCUACAAGUGUAAAAUAUGUGGGAAAUCCUUUACACAGUGUGCAAGCCUUAAAAAACAUCAGAGAAUUCACACUGGAGAGAAACCCUACAAAUGUGAAGAAUGUGGCAGAAGCUUUAAUCAUUGCUCAAUUCUUAGUCAGCACCAGAGAAUUCAUACUGGAGAGAAACCCUACAAAUGUAAGCAAUGUGGGAAAUCCUUUACCCAGUGUGCAAGCCUUAGAAAACACCAGGUAAUCCACACUGGAGAGAAGCCCUACAGGUGUGCAGAAUGUGGCAAAGCUUUUACCCAAAGCUCAACACUUAGUGAACACCAGAGAAUUCAUACUGGAGAGAAACCUUACAAAUGUGAACCAUGUGGAAAGUCUUUUACCCAAUGUUCAAGUCUUAGAAAACACCAGAGAAUUCACACUGGAGAGAAACCCUACAAAUGUGAAGAAUGUGGCAAAGCCUUUAACUGCCGUUCAUCUUUUACUAAACACCGGAGAAUUCACACAGGAGAGAAACCUUACAAAUGUAAGGAGUGUGGCAAAGCUUUCAUCCAUUGUACAAACCUCACUCAACACCAGAGAAUCCAUACAGGAGAGAAACCGUACAAAUGUAGUGAGUGUGGAAAAUGCUUUAGUCAGUGUUCAAACCUUAGAAAACAUCAGCGAAUUCAUACAUGAGUGAAACCAACAAAUGUAAAGAAUGUAGUAAAUCCUUUACCCAUAGUCAAAAACCUGUUUAAUGUCAUAAUUCAAAGUGGGGAUGAGUCCGACAGAAGCAGUGAAUGUAGCAAAGUCUAUGACUUAUCAUUCACAAGGUUCUCAGUAUCAGAAAAUUAAUUCUUCCUGUGAGAAACCAUACAAAUAUGAACAAUACCAAAUCCUUAAAUGUUUAUAAUUCUUUACUAGGCACCACCAUCACUUUAGAAACACUAAUGAUAUUUUUUAAUGUGGAAAAAUCUAAAUUGUUGCUCAUCUCUUACUGAACAUUGAAUUCACAUGGGAGACAAAAACUAGCAAAUAUUCAGAACCUGGCAAAGCCUGUAUAGCUCUUCAACUCUCACUAAGCACAAAAAUUCACCCCGGGGCAAACCCUACAAGUGUAGAAAAAGUGCCAAAGACUUCUACCAUUUUGCACACUUUAACACCAGAGUUUAUACUGGAGUGAAACACUAUAAAUAUACCAAGUGUGUCAACACCUUUAAAUCAAGAUACAAAGUUUUUCUAAUAUCAGAGAACAUAGUAGAAUUUUCAACUUUGUUCCCAAUGCACAAGGGUAAAUAAUGUGGGAAAACCCUUUGUUGUUGCUUCAAAUUUACUAGAUAAUAGUUGAUCUGGUAGAAAAAACACAGCUCAGAAGAAUAGUACCAACAACUCACUUCUCAGAAUAUAUGAAUGUAUUACAUAUUAAAAGUUUCUAAAUACGCUCACUCAUGAAAACUGGAAAAAGCAACAUUCUCACAUGUCAGAAGAACAAGACUCAUUUCUGAGUGUAAUGAGUUUUUUUCCAAAGACUAUACAACAAACACACUUUCCUUAUUAGAGAUAAAGUUCUAGGUGACAAAUACUACUAAUAUAUUACUGGGUAAACAAUGGAAUGUUGUUCAUUUCCCUCAGGAUGUUUUUCCUAAAUGGAUAAAAUGUGACAGGCUGAUAGGUUUCAGAGUACUGUGGACUGAACCUGCUGUCUGCUCAAGAUAGGGAGAGAAAACUACUCUUGAGGUUCUCAUGCAGUGCCAGCCUCUGACUGUGACUAGCUCCAAUACAGGCAUCUCCUUGCUGAACAUCCAGUCCUUGUUAGACAGAGUAAAGGCCACACACUAAGGAUAAGAGCAAUUCUGAGGUCUUGGUGUUUCUUGGACAAACCAAAGUACCAACAUGGCAGCUCAAUAAAAAAUAGUUGCUGCUAUUACUAUCUGAAGUCAAUUAUCAGAGUAGACAGGCUCAGUCCACUGCAAAAUAUAGGCAUAUGACUGUUCUGGAUUAAUGCCACAUGCAAGAUUAACUAAUAUACUAUGGUGCCAUUUACCUAACCAGGAAACCAGAAAGGACCACACAUUCCAAAGUGUCCACAAAGGAAGGAUGCCAGGGCAGCACAAGCACCUGACUCUACUAGCCCAGGUAGUUUUGGCUAGGUGAGAGGUGCGAGUUGUUUUGAAAUGUAAAAAGCCACCUGCUUGAAAUUUCAACUGACCUUUUCUCACAGCAAUACAGCGAGCAUCAGAGCCA